AUGGCGAGAACAGAGGUCAUCCCCAACACCAAGCCGCUGGGGUCCCCCGGCUACCAGAAAGGCGUCGUCACCACCCACGUGUCUUUGGCCAUGGGGCUCGAGCCGGGGGUGGCGCCGCUGGACGCGGCCUGGGCGCACCAGCUCGUGUUCCCAGAGUCCCACUUUUUUGAGCUCCGCUACGGGCAGCAGCCCGGGUGGCCAGCGCCGCCGGGUGGCAAGAACCUCCAAUUUUUUGUCAGCGGGCGGCCUGAGUGGCAGGGCGCCCUGAAGCCAGGGGAGUGGCAGAAUUUUGCGAUCACGGUGGACUAUGAUAAGAAGAUUGUGACGCUCUACACGAGCACAGGAGGCGGCGCGCUGCAGAAGCGCGCCGAGGUGCCGCGCGUCUCCAGCACCAGUAGGAGCGACCUGCACAUCGGCGCGCUGCGGCUGCCCAUGGCCGGCGGGAGGCAGCUGCAGCGGCCGACCAGCAUUUAUUAUUCAAACUUGUGGAUUGAGGCGGGGCCGCCUUCGGGGCUGUGA
Molecule: messenger RNA, 519 nt
Organism: Monoraphidium neglectum
Lineage: Eukaryota; Viridiplantae; Chlorophyta; Chlorophyceae; Sphaeropleales; Selenastraceae
Exons: 3
Coding region: 1-519 (172 amino acids)
Source: RefSeq, a predicted model, not a curated record